Molecule: messenger RNA, 2026 nt
Organism: Phialemonium atrogriseum
Lineage: Eukaryota; Fungi; Ascomycota; Sordariomycetes; Cephalothecales; Cephalothecaceae
Product: 40S ribosomal protein S1
Exons: 10
Coding region: 94-1533 (479 amino acids)
Biological process (GO): translation
Cellular component (GO): cytosol; ribosome
Molecular function (GO): GTP binding; structural constituent of ribosome; GTPase activity
Source: RefSeq, a predicted model, not a curated record
CCACCAAAAUUUGAAAAUCUACCAUAGUCUCGAUCUCGAAUCCACCAACAACAGAAGCACAAUUGUCCAUCGUCGAGACAGGUGCUCCUCAAGAUGGCUGUUGGAAAGAACAAGAGACUGUCUAAGGGCAAGAAGGGCCUCAAGAAGAAGACCCAGGACCCCUUCGCCCGCAAGGACUGGUACGGCAUCAAGGCCCCCGCUCCUUUCAACAUCCGAGACGUCGGCAAGACUCUGGUCAACCGAACGACCGGUCUGAAGAACGCGAACGAUGCUCUGAAGGGACGCAUCAUCGAGGUGUCCCUCGCAGACCUGCAGAGGGAUGAGGACCAUGCUUUCCGAAAGAUCAAGCUCCGAGUCGACGAGGUUCAGGGCAAGAACUGCCUGACCAACUUCCACGGCCUGGAUUUCACCUCGGACAAGCUGCGAUCGCUCGUGCGGAAGUGGCAGACCCUCAUCGAGGCCAACGUUACUGUGAAGACGACCGACGAUUACCUCCUCAGACUCUUCGCCAUUGCGUUCACCAAGAGACGGCCCAACCAGAUCAAGAAGACCACCUACGCUGCGUCAUCCCAGAUCCGUGCCAUCCGGAGGAAGAUGACCGAGAUCAUCCAGCGGGAAGCCUCCAGCUGCACCCUGACCCAGCUUACCUCCAAGCUGAUCCCCGAGGUCAUUGGGCGUGAGAUUGAGAAGGCUACUCAGGGCAUCUACCCUCUCCAGAACGUCCACAUCCGCAAGGUCAAGCUGCUCAAGCAGCCCAAGUUCGAUCUCGGCGCGCUGAUGGCUCUUCACGGCGAGUCGACCACCGACGAGCAGGGUCAGAAGAUUGAACGCGAGUUCAAGGAGCGUGUUCUUGAGGAGCCGAUGGCUUCAGACGAGUCGCUACCCACGCUCAAGAUAUUACUGAUAGGCCCAUCGGGGGCCGGGAAGUCGGCUUUGCUCACGAGGUAUUGCGAUGACGAGUUCGAUCCGGACUCGUCCGCCGCGACCAUCGGCAUCGAUUUCAAGACAAAGAGGGUGGCUGUCCGUGGGACGCCGUACCGCCUGAACUUGUUCGAUACGGCCGGACAGGAGCGCUUCCGCACGCUGUCUACGAGCUUCUACCGAGGGGCGCACGGAGUCAUCCUGGUCUACGACAUCUCCAGCAGGGCGAGCUUCCUCUCGAUGGAGAAGUGGUUCGACGAGGCCGAGGCGAACACCGUCCCGGGCGUCGCGCUCUAUCUAGUCGGCGCCAAGCUCGACAAAGCCUCCUCCUCCACCUCCUCCUCCCCGUCUUCUUCCGAGACGACCCCUUCGGGCCGCGCCGUGUCAACCGACGAGGGCGCGGCGCUGGCCCGGGCGCGCGGGGCAGCGGGCUUCUGCGAGGCGAGCGCGCGGACGCGCGAGAACGUGCGGCGGCCCUUUGUCGAGGUCGUCGACCGCGUCGUCCGGAGCCCGGACCUGCUCGCCGCCGUGGCGGCCGGGAGGGCGCCGGGGACGGUCGCCGUGGGCGGCGGCGGUCGGGGGGGUGGCUAUUCGUCUGUGUGUUCGUGUUGAGGGCGCAGUGGGCGGGGGGGUUUUCUGGGCGGAGUUGGUUUGUGGGGGGGAUGGAUGGUAGAUAGGAGGGGAAUGCUGGGCUAGGGAGAGAGGAUGAGGAAGGGGGGAGAGGGAUCACAUUUGGUCAUUGCGUAGGAUACAUGGUCAUGAUAGAUUCCCUUUUGGAGAUACUGAUACCCCCAUACAUAUCAUUUACAGCCCGUCGUCUAGAUGGAUUUUGCAUCCUCAUACAGUCACGAACCCCUUUCUUGUCGAGCGGUUAUUGUACAUAUAUGUCAAGCACACAGUCCACCUCCUUUCGCUCAGUCAUCUCUCGGACUCAAGAAUCGAACGACAGCUAGGAACACGGCACAGUUAGAUUCCGGGGCCUUGUUCAUUCACAGCCGCUGCUAGGGGUGAGUAUACUGACCUUCCCUGAAAGCCUCCGGUUUCUCCGAGAUGAGCCAGUGUCCGGCCUCGAUGUCGGCCAGCUCAAAGCGAGGGAAGAACUGGC